ACUCCCAAAGGACAGCCUCGUAAAUCCACGUCUUUCCACUGCCAAGUGCAAUGUGCAAUGACAGAGAAUGUAAAAAGCCUCACUCUCAAAGUCACAGAAUCCUCGCCCACAACAGAGAGAGAGAAAGCGAAAUGGGGUUAUUUCCGAAAGUGAAGGGCAACAACACCGACAGCCAGAACAACAGUGGCAUGGGUUUUCUCUUAGUUUUGUUCCCAGAAGAUAACACUUCAACACCAACACCAACACCAACACCAACCAUUGCUACCAAAACCAACCUUGUCUCUCCUUCAAACAAUGCUCUUCUCUCCAAAGCCCAAUCCACACUUUCUAUAUGCCUCCUCCUCCUCUUCACCACCCUCCUCCUCUUCACCCUCUCCACCUUCGAACCCUCCAAACCCCACAACGCCCGAAACGACGCCGUCGUCGUCGUAGCCAACCCUCCCUCUCCCACCGCACUCCAACGCAUGGGCCACCUCUACCGCAGAGGCACCCGCCCCAUGAACGACAUCGUCGUUUGCCACGUCACCCCAGACACCACCCACCACGACUUCACCCUCUUCCUCAGACUCCUCCACCGCUCAACGCUCACUUCCAAAUCCGACGUCGUUUUCAUCUUCCCCUCCUCCUCCACUCGCUCCACCCUUGCUCCCAUUCUCCACCAAGAGAACAACUCCUUUCUCCAACUCGUUAAUCUCCACGCCGAGUUGAACUCAACUCGCUUCACCAAAUCGUCCGGCUCGAGCUUCAACGUCACCAAAUUCUUCAAGGUGUCCAAGACAGGAGACCCUGUUUGGGGCAAGAAAAUUCGAAGUGCAAAUAAUAGUGGCUCAGGAGAUGAGUUGACUCGGCUGAGUUACGGCUCGGUGCUGAGUUUCGACGCCAACGAACUCGACCCGGAGAAUUCCCUGGCCGGGUUUCUGAACCGGGUUCCGCUGAGUCUAAGAAGGUGGGCGUGUUACUCCAUGUUACUCGGCCGAGUCAGGAGGAACUUCAAGCACGUGAUGCUCGUGGACGUUAAAAGCGUGGUGGUUUUAAACGACCCACUCGGGCGAGUCAGGAAUCGGAGUCCCGACUCGGUUUAUGUUUUUCCUAGUGGAAAACACGGGAGGAACUCGGAGAGGACUCAGUCUCCGCGCCUGGUUAACCCCGCGAUUUUGAUGGGCGGCGCUCGCGGGAUUCGGCGAGUUUCCAACGCGAUGCUGGUUGCGAUUGUUCGGGCCGCAAUGCAGCACAAGAGGAAGAACUCGGUGUCUGACUCGGUGAUUCUGAGUCAACUCAUGCGCAACGGGUUUGCGCUGCGGAGCGUUGAGUUGAUCGUGUCGAGCGAGUCGAUACCGGAAGCGAGUCGCAACUCGGCUGGGACGACGUCGUUUUCGGAUUAUUUAAUAGUUCAACGGGGUAAUAAUUAUGAUCUUAAUUCUAUUCUUAAAAAGCAAAUUUGUUCUUCUGUGAUGGAUUCUUUUGUUUAUAGCGACUGUCAUAAGGCUGAAAAAUAAAGAGAAAAUAGGAAGAAAAAUAUUGAAUGAGAAAAUUCAUGUACUUAUUGAACUUAGUUUUAUAGUAGCAUAAAUUUUCCCA
Cajanus cajan (pigeon pea) is the source of this 1578-nucleotide messenger RNA. RefSeq lists its product as uncharacterized. Lineage: Eukaryota; Viridiplantae; Streptophyta; Magnoliopsida; Fabales; Fabaceae. The record is from RefSeq and is a predicted model, not a curated record.